This is a messenger RNA of Pelobates fuscus (common spadefoot toad), 2523 nucleotides long. RefSeq names its product upstream binding protein 1 (gene UBP1). Gene Ontology annotation, molecular function: DNA-binding transcription activator activity, RNA polymerase II-specific; RNA polymerase II cis-regulatory region sequence-specific DNA binding. Gene Ontology annotation, cellular component: nucleus. The transcript has 16 exons. The coding region runs from base 400 to 2013 and encodes 537 amino acids. The record is from RefSeq and is a predicted model, not a curated record. NCBI's taxonomy places the organism in Eukaryota, Metazoa, Chordata, Amphibia, Anura, Pelobatidae. Gene Ontology annotation, biological process: regulation of transcription by RNA polymerase II.
UUCUUGUAGUAGGCCAGUGAAGACUGGCAUUUUUCUUUUUGCAACUGUAGCUAAAUUUCUGUAUCCCUCUCCUUCUAUAAAGAUAAACUCGGCAUCUUUUAUGCAUAUAUGUAAUAACUUUAUGGGAUUGUUUCAUACCUUUUGUUAGAGCAAUUGGUGUGCUCUGCUUCUAGUCCGUACCAGUUGGACAAUACCCUUUUUUUUUUUUUUUUUUUGAAUAAUUAUUUCGCAUUUUUGUUGCUCCUGGUACACAUUUUCCUCCUCCACCAUCAAUUGCUCUUUUCAGACAGUGGAUUUCAAGCUGUAAUCACUUUGAGUUUGUUAUUGUAUUACCCCCUUUAUAUUUUCUGGAACUUUCUUGCUGUGUUUGGACUGUCCAACUUAUGCAAACAGCAUAUUAUGGCUUGGCUUCUGAAGAUGGAUGAAGUUAUAGAGUCUGGACUAGUGCAUGACUUUGAUUCAAGCCUCUCUGGGAUUGGACAAGAGUUGGGAGCAGGAGCCUACAGCAUGAGUGAUGUACUUGCACUUCCCAUAUUCAAGCAAGAAGAUGCAAGCCUUCCACCAGAAAAUGAGGCCAAACAUCCUCCGUUCCAAUAUAUAUUAUGCACGGCAACAUCUCCUGCAAUUAAAUUGCAUGAUGAAACUCUAACAUACCUAAACCAAGGCCAGUCUUAUGAAAUCAGAAUGCUUGAUAACAGAGAAAUUGGGAAUUUGCCUGAAAUUACUGGAAAACUGGUAAAGAGUAUUAUAAGAGUUGUAUUUCACGACCGAAGGCUGCAAUAUAUGGAGCAUCAACAAUUAGAGGGUUGGAGGUGGAACCGUCCUGGGGACCGUCUUCUUGAUUUGGAUAUCCCCAUGUCUGUCGGAAUAAUUGAUCCAAGAACAAACCCGGGUCAAUUAAAUGCUGUUGAAUUUCUAUGGGACUUAUCCAAACGCUCAUCUGCAUUUAUUCAGGUGCAUUGUAUCAGUACAGAAUUUACCCCUCGCAAACAUGGAGGUGAAAAAGGUGUUCCAUUCAGAAUUCAAGUUGACACUUUCAAACAAAAUGAAAAUGGAGAAUACACUGAUCACCUGCACUCAGCAAGCUGCCAAAUCAAAGUUUUUAAGCCCAAAGGAGCUGACAGGAAACAAAAAACAGACAGAGAGAAAAUGGAGAAAAGAACCCCUCAGGAGAAGGAAAAAUACCAACCUUCCUAUGAGACCACAAUCUUGACUGAGAUGAGGCUUGAGCCUAUAUUUGAAGAUGCAGUUGAACAUGAGCAGAAAAAGUCCAGCAAGCGGACUUUGCCAGCAGACUGCGGUGAUUCUCUGGCAAAGCGAGGCAGUUGUUCACCGUGGCCAGAUACAGCAUAUGUAAAUACAAGUCCAACUACAACACCUACAUUUACCUCUCCUACUCAACACAGUACCUACAGUGUCCCAGACAGCAACUCCUCUUCACCAAAUCACCAAGGAGAUGCUAUUCCACAAGGGAAUUUUGAACAACUUCAUCCAACUGCUACAAUUCAAGAUGCACAGCAAUGGCUGGUGAGGAACAGGUUUUCCACAUACACAAGACUUUUUUCUAACUUCUCAGGGGCUGAUUUAUUAAGGUUGACCAGAGAGGAUUUAGUUCAAAUUUGUGGUCCUGCUAAUGGAAUUCGUUUAUUCAAUGCUUUGAAAUUACGGAUCAUUCCGCCCCGUUUAACAAUUUAUGUGUGUCAAGAUAUAUCUGGAGGUGCUCCUCUAGAAAGCCAAGCAGAUGGAGACAGUAGGGAAAAUGGAGAUGGACCAGUUCAAGUUUACCAUGCAUUAUAUUUGGAAGAUAUUAAUGCAUCAGAAUUAACCAGUAAGAUGGCUGUGGUUUUUGAUAUUCCUCUUCAUCAAAUAUCCAGUGUUUAUAGACAGGGUCCCACUGGCAUUCAUGUCGUGGUCAGUGAUCAGAUGGUUCAGAAUUUUCAGGAUGAAAGCUGUUUCAUGGUUACAACAUUAAAAGCGGACAGUGGAGAAGGCUUUCACAUAAUUUUGAAAUAGAUCGAUCGUGAACAGCUGAGCUGAGAUAUUGUGCUUAUAACAUUGAUGAAACAAAUAAUCAUUACAGAAGUUAGGAUCUGACUUCAGUUACAAUUCAUUGUUUCAUAUUGAAAACACAUGACAACCUUGGUUAAUACAGAAAGAGGUUACCUUCCCACUAAUUAUGUCUGCAAGGGGAUUUCCCCCAUAAAUGUGUCUCUUCAACCAAGGUUAUACUCACUUCACUUAAAAAGCAAUGGCCAGUAGACCUUAUUGUUUUAAGUGUUGAGAUCUAAAUUGCAUUACACAAUGUCUUUAUUAUGGCAUUUAGAAUGAAUGUAAGUUUAAGAGCUUUGGUGUUUUGCUUAAUACUAUAAUAAGGGCAUUUUGAAAGGUUUGCGAAAUACUGAGAGCUACAGUUAUGAUUGUGGAGCUUCAAAUGAGUACAGUUAAUUAAAAUCCACCUCAGAUAUAUUCAGUAUCACCUUUUUGUGUCUUGCUUUUCAAACAACUUAUUUUGAUCAGUGACUG